GAUCAUCGCCCAUGUUCCGGAGCUCGGUGCUUAUCCUGAACCAACCCUUCGACGGCAACUUGGUGCGCCCGGACAGCGAGGCCUUUAAACAGCUCAGCGCGGAAUUUAAGCUGCUGCUUUCUCAAUCCGUGGGGCGUUAUCUGCGGCCCCCGCACAACAUUCCCUCCGUCGAGGUCCUUCGCUUUGCGCCGGCCCCCACGCCUGGUGCGCUGACCGUCACCUGCGACAUCAAGCUUCCGCGCGCCGACCCGAGGGACCUGCAGCGCGCCAUCCGCUCGGUCCUGGACGGCGGCCGCCUCGGCAGGUUUCAAGUGUCCGGCCAACAGUCCACCUUCACUCAGCUUGGCGUGGCGACACCUCAUCCUGGCGGCAUUCAUUGUGGAGCCGACCAGUUUGCCUGCGAUCACAAUAGGCGGUGCGUCGAAACUUCACGUAGAUGUGAUGGGCAUCUUGACUGCAAUGACGGCUACGAUGAAGAAAACUGCGUCAUUACAGGUUCUGCAGGCCCUCCACAUCAUGGAUUUCAGUGCAAGCCUGAUCAAUUCCUUUGUGAUGGCCGUCGGUGUGUAGAGAAAUCCCAGAUAUGUGAUGGUCACCGUGACUGUUCUGAUGAAACUGAUGAACGGAACUGCUCCUCUAGAGAAGUACCUCCUCACCACACUGAUGGAUUCCAGUGUGGUCCUGACCAAUUUGUUUGUGAUGGCCGUCGAUGUGUGCCCUCUGCUGGCAAGUGCGAUGGCCACCGUGAUUGUGCUGAUGGCACUGAUGAACAGGACUGCCAAUCAGGAGAAGUUCCAACUCAUCAUGAAGGAGCUCAUUGUGGACCAAAUCAGUUUGUUUGUGAUGGCCGUCGUUGCGUUGAUGCUUCUGGAAAGUGUGAUGGUCGUCGGGAUUGUGCUGAUGGCACUGAUGAACGUGAUUGUCCAUCAAGAGAAGUCCCAACUCAUCAUGAAGAUGCUCACUGUGGACCUGAUCAGUUUGUUUGUGAUGGCCGUCGUUGUGUUGAUGCAUCUGGAAAAUGUGAUGGUCGUCCUGAUUGUUCUGAUGGCACUGAUGAACGUGAUUGUCCAUCAAGAGAAGCCCCAACUCGUGACAGUGCCCACUGUGGACCUGAUCAGUUUGUUUGUGAUGGCCGUCGUUGUGUUGAUUCAUCUGGAAAAUGCGAUGGUCAUCCCGAUUGUGCUGAUGGCACUGAUGAACGUGAUUGUCCAUCAAGAGAAGUCCCAACUCAUCAUGAAGAUGCUCACUGUGGACCUAAUCAGUUUGUUUGUGAUGGCCGUCGUUGUGUUGAUGCAUCUGGAAAAUGUGAUGGUCGUCCUGAUUGUGCUGAUGGCACUGAUGAGCGUGAUUGUCCAUCAAGGGAAGUUCCAACUCAUCAUGAAGGAUCUCAUUGUGGACCCAAUCAGUUUGCUUGCGAUGGUCGUCGUUGUGUUGAUGCAUCUGGAAAGUGUGAUGGUCGUCCUGAUUGUGCUGAUGGAACUGAUGAGCAGAAUUGUCCACCAAGUGAAGUUUCUCCUCCUCAUGGUGAAGGUGUUCAGUGUGAACAUGAUCAAUUCAUUUGCGAUGGUCGGCGAUGUGUUGAUGUAUCAAAGAGGUGCGAUGGUCGCCCUGAUUGUGCUGAUGGAGCUGAUGAACAUGACUGCCCAUCGACCGAAGUGCAUCCACUUCAUGGAGAUGGAUUUCAAUGUGGACCACAUCAGUUUGUCUGCGAUCACCGCCGGUGUGUUGAUCUGUCUAGAAAGUGUGAUAGUCGUCCAGACUGCAUUGAUGGAGCUGAUGAACAUGAUUGCCCAUCAAUUGAAGCUUUCCCUCAUCAUUCUGAAGAGAUUCUCUGUGGGCUUGAUCAGUUCAUUUGCGAUGGUCACCGAUGUGUUGACGCGUCAAGAAGAUGUGAUGGUCAUCUUGACUGUGCCGAUGGAACUGAUGAACAUGGCUGCCCACAUAAAGUUCCAUCUCAGCCCCAUGAAGGAGAUCACUGUGGCUCUGGACAAUUUCUUUGUGAUGGUCGGCAGUGUGUUGACUCGUCAAGAAAAUGUGAUGGUCACCUUGAUUGUAGGGAUGGCACUGAUGAACAGGACUGCCCCUCGGUAGAAGCUCCUACCCACACCCCUGGAUUUCAGUGUCAGCCCAAUCAGUUCGUUUGUGAUGGUCGUAGAUGUGUGGACUCGUCUGGAAAAUGUGAUGGAAAGCGUGAUUGUGCAGAUGGAACUGAUGAACAUGGCUGCCCGCCAAAAGAAGUUCCUUCUCCCUGUGGUCCCGGUCACUUUGUUUGUGAUGGCAGGCGCUGUGUUCCUUUGUCUGGAAAGUGUAACGGCCAUCGUGAUUGUGCUGAUGGCAGUGAUGAACAAGACUGUGCAAAACAGGAAGGCGAUGGAGGAUCUUACUGUGGCCCUCACCAGUUUGUCUGCGAUGGUCGUAGGUGUGUUGAUAAGGCUGGGAAGUGUGAUGGCCGUCCUGACUGUGCUGAUGGAUCUGAUGAAAGGAACUGCCCAGGUGAAGACAAAGUGCCGAGUGCCUCUGGGAGCCUAUGCGAUUCAACAAUGUUUCGUUGUGGUGAUGGCACUUGCAUCCCUCUGUCAUACGCUUGUGAUGGAGAGCUAGAUUGUAAUGACGGCUCCGAUGAGCUUUGUGUAGACUGUGCACCGGAUCAAUUCAAGUGUGAUGGUGGAAGGCGAUGUGUUGACUCCACAAGAAGAUGUGAUGGUCACUAUGACUGUGCUGAUCGCACUGAUGAGCAAGGCUGCGCACCUCAUCCUGGAGGGCAAUCACUGCCAGCUGUGGAUGACUGCACUGCGGACGAGUUUCGGUGCGGUAGGGGCAAGUGCAUUGCUAAGGCAUUGGUUUGCAAUGGCAGGCGAGAUUGCACAGACAACUCUGAUGAGAGCGACUGCCCAUGCCGGCAGGGGCAAUUUAGGUGUGGCAAUGGCAAUUGCAUCAAGAUGGAAAGGCGCUGCGAUGGCUACCAUGACUGCCAGGAUAGGAGUGAUGAACUUGAUUGUCCUGGCGUCUGCAGGCCUAGUGAAUUCCGAUGCCAUAGUGGCACGUGUGUCCCUGAACGUGCUCGUUGUGAUGGGCGCAGGGACUGUCCAGAUGGAUCCGAUGAGAGCCAGUGUGCUCACAGCUGCAGGGCUGACCAAAUACGAUGCCAAGGUGGUGGCUGUCUAAGCAUCUCUCGAAGGUGUGAUGGAGUCUCGGAUUGCCCUAACGGAGAAGAUGAGCUGUCAUGUGGCAAUGGGCACGUGUGUCAGUCUCACGAGUACAAGUGCAUGUCUGGACACUGCAUUGAUUCACGCCAGAAGUGCAACAGAGUCAAGGACUGCCCAGACGGUGAUGACGAAGACAAUUGCGUCGGGGACACUAAACCAUGUAAGGAACGUGAAUUUCAGUGCCGAGAUGGUACAUGUUUGCCUGAUCACUUUCGUUGCAAUGGACGUUCAGAAUGUAGGGAUUCUUCAGAUGAAGAAAAUUGUCAUAAACAUAUGGUUUCUACACGGGAGCUGUGCAAUUCGUCAAACUUUCGGUGUCACAGUGGCGAGUGCAUUAAUUCAUCAUUCGUCUGUGAUGGCGAAUAUGAUUGUGGUGAUGGAUCUGAUGAGCGCUGUGAUAAACGUAUGAUUUCUAUACGGGAGCCGUGCAAUUCGCCAGCCUUUCGGUGUCACAAUGGUGAUUGCAUUACUCCAUCAUUCGUCUGUGACGGCGAGUACGAUUGUGGUGAUGGAUCUGAUGAGCACUGUGAUUGCAAAGAAAAUGAGUUUAAAUGUGGUAAUGGGAAGUGCAUCGAUAUACAAAAGAAGUGCGACAGACGUGUCGACUGUUACGAUUUUUCGGAUGAAGCCAACUGUGAAUGCCAAGACAGUGAAUUUCGCUGUGGAGAUGGCAAAUGCAUUGAAGGCCGAAGACGAUGUGAUGGCACUGCUGACUGCAGAGACUACUCAGAUGAAACCAGUUGUGCCUGCAAGGACAACGAGUUUCGCUGUGGAGAUGGAAGCUGCAUUGAUGUCCGCAGGAAAUGUGAUGGAACUGCUGACUGCCGGGACUAUGCCGAUGAAAGGAACUGUAGCUGCAAGGCCAAUGAAUUCAGGUGUGGUGACGGAGCCUGCAUCGAUAAAUCUAGACAAUGUGACCGCACGCCUGAUUGUAGGGACCAUUCUGAUGAGCACAACUGUCCCGUUCCAGGUUGCCCUGCCUCUCAGUUCAGGUGUGGUGAUGGGCGAUGCAUUGACAUUAGCAGAAAGUGCGAUGACCGAGUGGACUGCCCAGACUUCUCUGAUGAAGCUAAUUGUGUGUCUGAUGCUUGCCGAGCUGAUGAGUUCAAGUGCAAAUCUGGUCAAUGCAUAAGGCUUUCUGGAAAGUGUAAUCGUCACAAGGAUUGCUCUGAUGGAAGUGACGAAGAAAAUUGCUGCACAGCUGAACAAUUUCAGUGCAGGACUGGAGAGUGCAUUGCAAGAAGCCACCGGUGUGAUGGCCACUACCAGUGCAGGGAUGGGUCUGAUGAACUCGAGUGUAAAUCUCACCUCUGCAGGCCUUCACAAUUCCGAUGUCAGUCGGGGCUCUGUAUAGACAGAGAUGAAUUUUGUGAUGGAGUGCCUCACUGUCCUGAUCGGUCUGAUGAGCUUAACUGCUGGACAUGCCAGCCUGGACAGUAUGUAUGUGCUAAUGCUCAAUGCAUUGAACGAUCCCAACGUUGUGAUGGUCGUUUUGACUGCACAGACUUUUCUGAUGAAGCGGACUGUGAUCCUGAUGCGGGUGUGAACAUCAAGGUGUACCCAGAAAGACAGACAAUUAAACAAGGCCAAGAGGUUGUGUUCCGCUGCCGAGAUGAGGGCACCAGGCGCUCUCAGGUUAAGUGGACGCGACCGGAUGACAGCCCCUUGCCUCCCCAGUCAACCGAUGCUCGUGGAAGGCUGACUAUGCCCAACGUGCAGCCCGACCAUGGGGGCGUCUACCUUUGCAAGGCUGUGGGUGUCCAGGCCUCCACAUCGGGAGCUCAGAAGGCUGCUUUCCUCACCGUGCAGCCAUACAAGGGUGUCUGCCAUCCACCACUCUUCAAUGACAAGGCCCAGUCUAGCUCAGAAUGUCUUCGCUGCUUCUGCUUCGGUGUUUCUCAAACUUGCCAUAGUAGCAGUUUGAACAAAAUAACCAUUUCUCUAGCCAAUGAAGUGUCCGUCGCUACCAUGAGCAUCCUUCCUGAUGGAAGCUACAUGGAUGUCACAGAAAAGUUUAGGCCUGACCAGAAUGCAGUGCGUUCUAACCCUGCAAACCACGAGUUCAAAAUAGACAGCCAAGUAAAAACGUCAGAGGCACCUGUCCACUACUAUUGGAGCCUGCCUGCAGAAUUUCUUGGAAACCAGAUCAACAGCUAUGGAGGUCAGCUGAAGUACACCUUCAGGUACCAAGCAUCAUCAAGACCUGUGCAAGCUGCGGACAUUAUCAUAAGAGGAAAUGGGGUCACAUUGUAUCACACUCUGAGGCAGUCGUAUGGUCCUCUCAGAGACAAUGCCAUCGAAGUACAAUUUGCAGAGGGCGAAUGGCACAAGGAUGCUCGGCACAGUGCCAUUGGCAGCCCUGACACAGCCACCAGGGAAGACAUCAUGCUUGUUCUGCAGAAUGUCGAAGGCAUUUUUAUUCGAGCCAGCUUUGAUAGUGAAUUAGCAGAGUCAAGCAUUCAUGGCCUUGAGAUGGAUUCAGCUUCUUAUUCCAGUCCCAAAAAUCCUCCUGCUGCUUCUGUGGAGCAGUGCUCUUGUCCGACAGGCUACACGGGGAAUUCUUGUGAGAACUGUGCACCUGGCUACAUCAGACGGCGGUCUGGGACCUACUUGGGAGAGUGUGUUCAAGGUGUGCUUCCUUGCAACUGCAAUGGCCACUCAAAUUCCUGUGACCAACAGACUGGUCGCUGUCUGAAUUGUCAGCACAACACGGAUGGUCCAAGCUGUGAAAUGUGCAAGCGGGGUUUCUAUGGUGAUGCAAGGCGAGGUACAUCAAGUGAUUGCCAGCCUUGUCCAUGCCCUAUGGUUGAUGUACCUGGACAGUUUUCUCCAACCUGUGUGUUGGAGGCCGAUGGCCAAGUGACCUGCAACUCAUGUCCCAUUGGUUUUGAAGGCAGGCGUUGCGAACGCUGUGCUCCAGGUUAUGAGCGAUACCCACCUGGCUCUGUGGAUGGAUCAUGUCACCUAAAAGAAUGUGAACCUGGCCAGUUUCAGUGUGGUGAUGGGUCAUGCAUAGAUUACAGGAGAAGGUGUGAUGGUCAUUAUGACUGUAACGAUUACACUGAUGAGCAGAACUGUGCAUGUGGUUAUAACCAAUUCAGAUGUCCUGAUGGAACUUGCCUCAGUGUUCGCAAAAGGUGCGACGGCAAGGCAGACUGCAUAGACAUGUCUGAUGAGAGCAAUUGUGGUGCACCACAGUGUGAUACAGCUGGCAGCCUAAGUCCACAGCGAAGUCCAUCAACCGGCCUGUGUCAGUGCAAGCCCCUGGUGACCGGAGCUUCAUGUGACCAAUGCAAAGCAAACUCCUUCCACCUUCACCCAAGUUCUCCUCUUGGCUGUGUGGAAUGCUUCUGCAUGGGCAUCACCAAGUCCUGUUCCAGUAGCUUCUACCAUAGAGAGCAGGAGGUGUUAAGGUUCUCGACUAGUACUGAGGGUGUCCAUCUGACAACUUUAGACAGGGCUACAACAAUUGACCGUGGACUGAAGCUGGAUCCCCGGAGCAAGGAGCUGGUUUAUCAGGACUUUGCAGCACAUCCUCGUCAGUCCUACUACUGGCAACUUCCUCAGAGGUUCUUGGGCGAUAAGGUGACGUCAUAUGGGGGAUUUUUGAACUAUACAAUAAGGAGUGAUGGUACUGACAGACAAAGCAGAAGUCCCGAUGUCCAGAUCACAGGAAACAAGAUCAUACUCAUCUACAGGCAUCCUGAGAGGCUGAAACUCAGGUUUCCACAGACAGUGUCAAUUCCAAUGUAUGAGACCUCAUGGAUCAGAGCUGAUGGUUUACCUGCAACCAGAGAGCACUUCCUGAUGGUGCUUGCCGACUUGAGCUCCAUACUUGUAAAAGCAACACUCAGUGAAGAGACCGACACUGCCAGCCUUGUGGAGGCAUCUCUUGACAUAGCCGUGGAGUAUCCGACUGGGCAGGCCCUGGCUCACGCUGUGGAGCACUGCCGUUGCCCCAUUGGCUACAAGGGCCUUUCGUGUGAGGAUUGCGAUGCUGGAUACACACGCUCAGGUGCUGGCCUCUACUUGGGGCUCUGUGUGCCCUGCUUCUGCAAUGGCCACUCCAGUGACUGUGACCCAGAGACUGGAGCCUGCAGUAACUGCCAACACAAUACACAGGGUGAAUAUUGUGAAGAAUGCCUACCUGGUUUUAUUGGUGAUGCUACCGGAGGCACUCCAAGUGACUGUGAGGCUGUCCUGGUACCAUCCUGUAGAUGUGACAACCGAGGUAGUACAAGGCAAGAGUGUGAUGCCAGAGACAACUGCCCUUGCAAGAGCAAUGUGCAAGGAAAGAAUUGCAACCGCUGCAAGGAAGGAUAUUUCAACUUGGAAGCGUCGAACCCCGAAGGCUGCUCUCGUUGCUUCUGUUUUGGGGUCACUGAGCAGUGCAGUAGCAGCUCUUAUUACAGGAGCGAGGUCAGGAUGCUCUUGCAAGAUUUGCGGGAUCCAUAUGCCCACAAUUUCCAGCUGUCUAAUCGAUACCAUUCCAACAUUGUCACUGAGACCAUUGUGGUCAACCCAUCAAACAAUGAAGUCAGCUACUCAUCAUUCCCACGUGAUCCUGCUGAAAAAGAGACCUUGUUUUGGUCACUUCCAGCACAAUUUUUGGGCAACAAGCUUGCAUCCUAUGGAGGAGUGCUUCGCUACACCCAACGGUUCACGGCAGACAGUGAUGGAGAAACCUACAGUGAUGCUGAUGUUCAGAUUACUGGAAACGGUGUCACCAUAUUCUACGUAAACAUUCCUCCUCUCCCACCCUCUGAGACGAGAACCUUUGAAAUAUUAUUAAGAGAGGAUAAAUGGCAACGAGUAGACUCUCGUGGCCCCACAGUAGCCACCCGAGAGGACAUAAUGAAGGUGCUGGCCAAUGUGGAGGUCCUUCUGAUUCGGGCGUCCUUCAGCUCGCGGAUGCGCAGCUCUAGCCUAAGUGACGUUUCGCUGUCAACAGCCGUCCCUCUGCGGUCUGCAGGCCAUGCCGUGGCCGUAGAAGUGGAGCAGUGCAUCUGUCCUCCUGGAUACAAUGGUCUUUCUUGUGAGGAAUGUGCACCAGGCUACAUCAGGGAUGUCAGUGGCCCUGGUCUUGGAAGGUGCACACGAUGCCGCUGCAAUGGCCAUUCAGAGUCGUGCGAUGCAGCAACUGGAAACUGUGUUAGGUGUAGGCACAACACUGUUGGAGAUUACUGCCAGAGGUGUGCUGAUGGAUUUUAUGGUGAUGCAACUAGGGGCACACCCGAGGACUGUAAGCCAUGUCCAUGUCCGCACACAAUGCCAUCCAACCAGUUUUCUCCAACUUGCUUUUUGGACACUGACAACAAGCCAACAUGCAAUGCCUGCCCGCCUGGUUACACAGGACGAAACUGCGAGCAAUGCUCACCUGGCUACAGUGGCAACCCUCUUCAGCUGGGAGGUCGCUGUGAACCUUCGGGAGGUGGUGGUGGCCAGUCUAUGAGAGUUCAGGUUGAACAACCUCGAAUUCAAAAAGUUCCAGUAGGGUCAACUGUGACGAUGCGCUGCACUGGAUAUUCUCAAUCGAAGGCACCGUUCUCAUUGGUGUGGACCAAAGAAUUUGGAAGCUUGCCUUUAAGAGCCACAGAAGCAAGUGGAAUAUUGACAGUGCCUGAUGUUCGUGUUGAAGACAAUGGAACGUAUGUGUGCACCGGUUCAGAUGUCUCAAGUGUUGCACAAGACAAGGCCAUUCUUCACGUUGAUGGGCUUGACCAGAAAUCAGCUCCAAGAGCACGGAUUGAGCCCCAUUUUCAAGAGGUUAACGUUGGACAGCCAGUAGAGUUUCGUUGCCUGGCUGAUGGCUUCCCUGAGCCAAAGGUUGAAUGGUCAGGAGGGCGCAAUGGCAGGCUCAAUCCAGAGUCCACAUUCAUUGAUGGAAUCUUCCGGAUACCAGCUGCCCGCAAAUCUGAUGAAGCAGAGUACUUUUGUACUGCAAGCAAUUCCAUGGGAACAGAUAACAUUAGGACAGUGCUGUUUGUGAAAGGAGAAACAAUGGCCGACAUUGUUUCCGAAGAUGACUCAGGUGCUGGAGAGGGGCCCCACCUUACCAUUCAGCCAACAAGUAUCGAGGCCAGGAAAGGAGAGACUGUACACUUUGAAUGCAGAGCCUCUGGACGGCCAACACCCAACAUCACAUGGUCAUUUUCUGGUGGCCCAAUGCCAAAGAAUGUGAACCAGGUGGGAGGUAGGCUGACUUUGCUGAAUGUUGACGAGCAGAACCAAGGAAGCUACAUGUGUGUCGCAAGCAAUCGUUAUGGAACAGCACAAGGCCAGGCACCUUUGCAGCUAACAACAAGAAGGAACAUUCCUUCAGUGCACAUUGAACCGGAGAGACAGACGGUGCGCCAGGGAGAGGAUGCAAAGUUGCGUUGUAUUGCAACAGGAACACCCACACCAGUAAUAAAAUUUGCAAAAGUUGGGAGCAACUUCACUCAUAGGCACAUUGUGGAAGGUGACACACUGACAAUUGAACAAACAGUUGUCCAAGAUCGUGGUCACUACAUCUGCUUGGCAGAAAACAGAGAAGGCAUAGCUCGAGCCACUGCUGUGCUGGAAGUGGAUCGGCGGGAGGUUCCACUUGUGGAGAUCUACCCCAAGAACAUACCUCCACUUCACCAUGGAGACACUGCAUUUCUGCAGUGCAGACCCACAGCUGGGAUACCAACACCGACAGUGGAAUGGACGCGGGCUGACGGCAGUCCUUUCACUCCCAGCACCGAAUUGACUGGUCCUGGAAUAAUUCGAUUUACUAGAUUCUCCAAGGAUGAAGAAGGAACAUAUGUUUGUUCUGCUGAGAAUGCAAUGGGCAAGGUCACUGCGCAAACGGCACUAAAGUUGCAGGGGACACCAUUUGUGCGCAUCCUUCAACAAAACCCUUAUGCUGUGAGGGUUGGUGACCAGAUCAGGCUGGACUGCAUCGCUGAGGGUGAUCCAAAGCCUACGGUUACCUGGGAGCGCAUUGGCCAGCCCAUCACCACUUACUCCAACAUCGAUGAGCUGCAGGGUGGCACCACCACUCUGUUCAUUCGUCGUGUGGCACCUUCAGACAGUGGCAUCUACGUCUGCAAGGCUGCAAACCAUGGAGGGGUGUCUGAAGAGAGGAUUGAAGUUACCGUUGAAGGGAACCGCCAUUCACAUUCCAUUCCAAGGCUGGUGGCAGAUGAUAGAGUUGUGACUGCUUCAAUUGGAAAAAGAGCAGAGCUUCGCUGCCACAUUGAAGGAACAUCUCGUCCUCUUCAAAUUGUUUGGUCAAAAGUCUUGCCCGAUGGCAACUUGGCAGAAGUUCCUUCAGACAAUGGCAUUGUGCACUUUGAGCGAGUGCAGGCAAGUGAUGCAGGCGUCUAUGCUUGCCAGGGCAAAGAAGAUGGUGCUGCCAUACUGGACACCCGUGUUACACUCGCUCUAGUGGCUCCGCCUCGAAUUCAGCUGAACCCGACCCAGCAGACAGUACGUCCAGGCCACCACGUGUACAUCCAAUGCUCGGCCAUCGGGGAGCCGCCCAUCACGUACCAUUGGACAAGGCAGGGUGGGCAGCUGCCUCCAAGCACUGUGCAGAGGGAUGGCCUGCUCGAAUUCCGUGGUAUCUCGAUCUCGGAUGCUGGUCGCUAUAUCUGUACAGCUGCCAAUGCUGCCGGAGAAGCUGAAGGGGUUGCUGAUGUCAGGGUCACAGAGGGUGUUGAAAUCGGAUCACUGCGAAAAGAAGAGACAGCAUUUGUGGGCUCAAACAUAGAGCUGCGCUGUCCACUGACGGGCUCCCCUGAGAGAAUUGAAUGGACAAAAGACACCCAUGCCUUGCCACCAAAUGCUAGACAAGUGAAUGGAGAACUCUGGAGGUGCCCCUGAACCAAGAAAAAUGACUGCAGAACGAUACCAUAAGGGCUUCACUGGCUCCAUAAUGAAUGUGCAAAUCCAGGAUUCUGGUGUCCUGAACCUCUACGAUGACUCAAUCAGCUCAGCGAAUGCUGACCAAUGUGAAGAGCAUGUGGGAAGUGGAGACUACUUCAUGCACUUUGGGACAAGCAACAAGUGACCUUCUGCAAAGCAGCUAUUUUCCCAGCCUUUCCAUUAGCACUAUUUUUUUCUCAGUCAUCACACUAGAGCAAGACUGCUUUAUUCAGUCAAGGGAAAAGAAAGCCCAUUUUUCCUGGCCUAGAAACUAGGCAUCAUUUAGUGAUGUCUUUUAUUUUGCUUGCUUGAUUUCUGCACGUGUGUUUUCUUCUUACCAAGGAGCCAUUUUUGCAAAGGCAGUCUAUUUUCUUAUCAUGUCAUUCACUCUAGUCUCCUGUAUUUAUCAGUGCCACUUUGUUUUGGAGCAAGCAGCAUUGUGUGUGUGAUCAUCCUUUUGUCCUGAAGUGGAUGAUAGUGCGCUGCAAGAUCCAAGAAGAAAGGUUGCUUCUUACUCUCCAUUCUGAGAGCAGCCUUGGAAUCUGUGCUUCAUCUAUGCAUUUCAGUGUUAGCGCACAUGGAGUGUGUUUAGUUCACUCAUCACAGAAUCAUUGCUUCUUCAUUUUGUGUCACAGAACCUUCUUUUUUUGCAAGAUAAGCACACAGCCAGUGUAUCAACAUUCUCGUUUGGCAGCAAUACGACUCCCUGUUAUUACGUAAACUGGCAUGUGGGCUCAAGGGCAUUUGCAGCCAUGUCUCAAACUGUUUUCAGCAGCAUGGUGUGACCACAAUUUGCUUUUGUGCAUAGCAGUUGUGCCAAAUUUUUGUUUGCAUGAAGGCAUUUCCAAACCGGUGAAUUCCUUCUUCAGCCUCAUCCUUUAACACUUCUUUGCUUCAUUCUCUUACUUACAAGAUGAAAGAAAAACAAUCGUAGCUUUGUGUACGACACCAGCACGUGACCCGGUUCAGAGCAAGUGCCAACGUGGGUACAGUCAGAAUGUAUAAAAUGGCUUAUUUAUGAUGACAUACUUUUCUACUUUUUUUAUGCAAGCCUGCAGUAUGUAGUAUGCGUGGAUAGAAUGCAAUCAAUCAAAGGCAGCAAAUGUCUUGUCUUGGUUCGUGACACACAAUUUAAGUGUAAGCUAAUUUCACCACUAAAUUGUACCAUUCAGCUGCAGUCAAGGUUCUCAUUUUCUGUCUGUCUUUUGAAUGGUCAGUGUCACUUGUUUUUUAUUUAGUAUGGGAUUGAGUAUUCUGAUAUGACAAGUGAUUCAGGUAAAAUAUUACUAUGAGUGUGUACAUAUUCAGGGUGUUGACUGCAGCUUUGGUGGUGCGGCCACUGCCAUUUACAACUAUCAAAUUUUGUUCUUUUUUUGUUUCAAUGUGCUACGCUGCUUAUUUCUAGGUGUCAGCAGCAGCUGCACUUACUUUGUUGCGCCUAGUUUCACUGCUCCAAAAUUGCAAUAAAGCUGAUGUUUGUUAAUGUUUGA
Molecule: messenger RNA, 12589 nt
Organism: Rhipicephalus sanguineus (brown dog tick)
Lineage: Eukaryota; Metazoa; Arthropoda; Arachnida; Ixodida; Ixodidae
Gene: trol
Product: basement membrane-specific heparan sulfate proteoglycan core protein-like
Cellular component (GO): plasma membrane
Molecular function (GO): protein binding; calcium ion binding
Source: RefSeq, a predicted model, not a curated record